Messenger RNA from Paracoccidioides lutzii Pb01, 414 nucleotides. RefSeq lists its product as hypothetical. The transcript is spliced from 3 exons. The coding region runs from base 1 to 414 and encodes 137 amino acids. The record is from RefSeq and is a predicted model, not a curated record.
AUGCCCAGUGGGUUCUGUUUUUGCUUGAAUGACCCAGUGCAAACUCUAGGGACAAAUCGAGUGACAGAAGAGCCAUAUGGAUCCAUAGUUUACUACUUAUCCCGGACUUUCCGCCCUUUUCAACAGCAUAAUCAUAAUGCGUCCAAACAUUCCUUGAGCAGUAUGCAUUUAAUACGCCAGAACUGCGAAAAUUUGCCCAAACUCUUCAUAAAUUCGUCUGGAGUGGGGAGGGGAGGCAUGCCUCCCGAGCGCACGGAAACCCCCCACGUAUUACGACCCCCAUGCGAGCAUGUUACGACUAUCUCUAGCUUCAUGCCAGGCAAUCCAAACCUGAUAUGGCAUCUUGACAUGUACCAGUUCACCAAUGUCGAGGAUGAAGACAUCAUAAUCUUCAUUAUCCAGUCCAUGAAAUAA